Molecule: messenger RNA, 531 nt
Organism: Penicillium malachiteum
Lineage: Eukaryota; Fungi; Ascomycota; Eurotiomycetes; Eurotiales; Aspergillaceae
Product: kinase-like domain-containing protein
Exons: 3
Coding region: 1-531 (176 amino acids)
Source: RefSeq, a predicted model, not a curated record
AUGGUCCUCGUUGUCAUCAAAUAUAGCCCGCAUUUGACCAAGUACGAGGCAGAAAAUCAGCAAAAGGCCUAUGAACUGGUCGACUUCAGCAUCCUGCGCAUUCCACGGGUUUAUCGCUACUCCAGAGAUGAAGGAGUUGGUUAUAUCAUGAUGGAAUUUGUGAAGGGGAAAACGAUAGAUCCACUUGAGGACCCCGGACUUAUUGACCGAGUUGUGAAAGUCCUGAACCACUUCAGCACAAUCUUAGGCCAGAAGCCCCGUAACCUUGCCGGCGGUCCAUGCGCAGGAAUUUUGGGAGCGUGUCUCCAGGAAUGUGAUUUGGUUUUGUGUCACUUGGACAUUGCACCAAGCCAUAUAAUCUGGCAAGAUGAUGGAACAAUUUGCAUAGUUGAUUGGGAGUCUGCUGAGGGGAAAGAUGGAAAUUUUAACUCUUUGCUUCUCAAUGGCAUGACGCCGUUGCCAAGCCAUGAAUUGGCCCAAAAGGAUCGUGUCUGUCGGUUAUGGUACAAUACCCAGAAAUAUGCGUUGUGA